AGUAAUGGCUCCUGUUAACAGUGUCUGGAACUCUGGGGGAAUCCACAGCAACAAGAGAGCCAUCAAUCCCAUCAGGGCUGCCCUCUCUGAAGGCAAACAGCAGCAGGCAGGCUGGGGGCUCUGAAGAGGAACACUCCCAUCCUCUGGCUCACCGUUUGCAGUUCAUUUCUGGGUUUGUGUUCCAGUUUCUGUCCUCCCUUGGUGUCUGGCUCUGCGUAACAGAUAGCAGCAGGCCUGCCGUGAUCGGGUUCCUCUGAGUCCCCAGGAGUGUGCUUAAGGCUUGGAUGGUGGUGCUGCUCAUCACAGACAAUGUGGCUGAUACUUCAGAGAAACCCGUCCUUGUCCCCUGUUCUCCAAGUGCCUGAGCUGGCUGCAGGCCGGGACCUUUGCCUCGUGCUCUGGGUUCUAAGCUUGGCCAUUGUACAGAUGGAUGGCCAGGUCUACUCCCCGACUGUCAACACGCACUAUGGGAAGUUACGAGGGGUCCGGGUUCCGCUGCCUAGCGAGAUUCUGGGUCCUGUGGAUCAAUACCUGGGGGUGCCUUAUGCAGCCCCUCCUGUUGGGGAGAAGAGGUUCAUGCCCCCUGAGCCACCCUCCUCCUGGUCUGGAAUAAGGAAUGCUACCCACUUCUCACCAGUCUGCCCUCAGAACAUCCACAGUGCAGUCCCGGAGAUCAUGCUGCCCAUCUGGUUCACGUCCAAUCUGGAUAUAGUUGCCACAUACAUUCAGGAUCCCAAUGAGGACUGCCUGUACCUCAACAUUUACAUUCCCACCGAGGAUGUAAAACGGAUUUCCAAGGAAUGCGCCCGAAAGCCCAACAAGAAAAUAUGUAGGAAAGGAGGAGCCAGCGCUAAGAAACAGGGCGAGGACUUAGCGGAUAAUGACGGGGAUGAAGAUGAAGACAUUCGUGACAGUGGGGCCAAGCCCGUGAUGGUUUAUAUCCAUGGCGGCUCCUACAUGGAGGGCACAGGGAACAUGAUUGAUGGCAGCAUCCUGGCCAGCUACGGCAACGUCAUCGUCAUCACCCUCAACUACCGCGUGGGUGUGCUAGGAUUCCUGAGCACCGGGGACCAGGCAGCCAAGGGGAACUAUGGGCUGCUGGAUCAGAUCCAGGCGCUGCGCUGGAUCAGUGAAAAUAUUGCCUUCUUCGGGGGGGACCCCCUGCGAAUCACUGUCUUUGGCUCUGGCAUCGGCGCCUCCUGCGUCAGUCUGCUCACUCUCUCCCACCACUCAGAAGGUCUCUUCCAAAGAGCCAUCAUCCAGAGUGGCUCUGCUCUCUCCAGCUGGGCAGUCAACUACCAGCCUGUGAAGUAUACCAGCCUGCUGGCCGACAAGGUAGGCUGCAACGUGCUGGACACUGUGGACAUGGUGGAUUGUCUGCGACAGAAGAGUGCCAAGGAGCUGGUAGAGCAAGAUAUCCAGCCAGCCCGCUACCACGUGGCCUUUGGGCCUGUCAUCGAUGGAGAUGUCAUCCCGGACGACCCUGAGAUCCUGAUGGAGCAGGGCGAGUUCCUGAACUACGACAUCAUGCUGGGGGUGAACCAGGGUGAGGGGCUGAAGUUCGUGGAGGGCGUGGUGGAUCCCGAGGAUGGUGUCUCGGGCAGUGACUUUGACUACUCCGUCUCCAACUUUGUGGAUAACCUAUAUGGCUACCCAGAGGGGAAGGACACCUUGCGGGAGACCAUCAAGUUCAUGUACACAGACUGGGCGGACAGGGACAACCCCGAGACACGUCGCAAAACCCUGGUGGCCCUGUUCACUGACCACCAGUGGGUGGAGCCGUCAGUGGUGACGGCUGACCUGCAUGCCCGCUACGGCUCCCCAACCUACUUCUACGCCUUCUACCACCACUGCCAGAGCCUCAUGAAACCCGCAUGGUCUGAUGCGGCCCAUGGAGACGAGGUGCCUUACGUCUUCGGGAUCCCCAUGAUUGGCCCCACUGACCUCUUCCCUUGCAAUUUCUCCAAGAACGACGUCAUGCUUAGCGCCGUGGUGAUGACCUACUGGACCAACUUCGCCAAGACUGGGGACCCCAACAAGCCUGUCCCCCAGGACACCAAGUUCAUUCACACCAAGGCCAACCGCUUUGAGGAAGUGGCGUGGUCCAAGUACAACCCUCGCGACCAGCUGUACCUGCACAUCGGCCUGAAGCCAAGGGUACGAGACCACUACCGAGCCACCAAGGUGGCCUUCUGGAAGCACCUGGUGCCCCACCUGUACAACCUGCACGACAUGUUCCACUAUACCUCGACCACCACCAAAGUGCCGCCGCCAGACGCCACCCAGAACUCGCACAUCACCCGCCGGCCCAACGGCAAAAUCUGGACUACCAAGCGCCCGGCCAUCUCCCCGGCUUACAACAGCGAGAACCCCAAGGAGAAGUGGAGCCCGGAGCAGGAGGCCGGCACGCUGCUGAUCGAGAACCCCCGGGACUACUCCACCGAGCUGAGCGUCACCAUCGCUGUGGGGGCCUCCCUGCUCUUCCUCAACGUGCUGGCCUUCGCUGCGCUCUACUACCGCAAGGACAAGCGCCGGCAGGACACACACCGCCAGCCCAGCCCCCAGCGCAGCGCCCCCAACGACAUCGGCCACACGCCUGAGGAGGAGAUCCCCUCCCUGCAGAUGAACCAGGCCCACCACGAAUGCGAGUCAGGGCAGGCACACGAUGCCCUGCGGCUCACCUCCCUGCCCGACUACACACUGACUCUGCGCCGCUCCCCAGACGACAUCCCUCUGAUGACCCCCAACACCAUCACCAUGAUCCCCAACUCCCUGGUGGGCCUACAGACCCUGCACCCCUACAACACCUUUGCAGCAGGGUUCAACAGUACGGGGCUCCCGCACUCACACUCCACCACCAGGGUAUAGCUCCAGGGGCUGUGCCCACCCAUGCCCGCACACAGGGGACACUGGCUGGGGCUGCGGGAGCUGACGGAUGCAGAUUGGGCAGCACACACAGACAGACCCACCUGGCAGGGUGGAGCAGAGCCCCAGGGCCGGAAGGACCCCUGGUGCGGGACAGGUGGGCUGCUCGCCCCUCUGGCUCGCUCUUCUGCUUUUAUUUUGUAAAGUGCUUUGACUCUCCAUGUGCUGAGAGGGCUGACGCCGGGGCAGCAGGGCCCAGCCAGAGCAGUGCAGGAGAAUGGACAGCAGAGCAGGUGCAGAGAGCGUCACCCAGCCCUGCACGCUGCAUCCCUCUGGAAACCCCCGUGCAGGACAAUGAGAAGGACCUGCCUGGGGAGGAGGUGAUGGCGUGCCUGCCCCCUGGCCUGGACAUGGCACUAGAGGACUCUGCGCCACUGGGGAGGUGGUGCCUCCUGGAGCCCUCUUUCCUAUCCCCCAAGUACAUUGGGGACUGGCUAGGAGCAGUCCUUGGCAUUCUCUUUCCAUUGGACCUGUUGGGUUGAUUGAAAUUUGCCAUUCAAAGUGCCAUGGA
Messenger RNA from Terrapene triunguis (Three-toed box turtle), 3436 nucleotides. It is a transcript of the gene NLGN3, whose product is annotated as neuroligin 3. The record is from RefSeq and is a predicted model, not a curated record. The transcript has 8 exons. Gene Ontology annotation, biological process: presynaptic membrane assembly; chemical synaptic transmission; postsynaptic membrane assembly. The coding region runs from base 310 to 2868 and encodes 852 amino acids. Gene Ontology annotation, molecular function: neurexin family protein binding; signaling receptor activity. Gene Ontology annotation, cellular component: cell surface; postsynaptic specialization membrane; synapse. Lineage: Eukaryota; Metazoa; Chordata; Testudines; Emydidae.